UCGUCUGUCCCAUCAUUGAUAUCAUUAAUGCCAACACUUUUGAAUACACGGCCUCUCCUAUAGUGAAGGGAGGCUUCAAUUGGGGACUUCACUUUAAAUGGGAUUCCGUUGCACACAAUAAGCUUCAAACUAAAUCUGAUUUCAUAAAACCUAUUCCUUCGCCGACAAUGGCGGGCGGGCUGUUCGCUAUGGACCGCAACUAUUACUUCGAAAUGGGAGAGUAUGACAGAGGAAUGGAUAUAUGGGGCGGAGAGAACCUCGAAAUAUCUUUUCGGAUAUGGUUAUGCGGCGGAAGGCUUGAGAUAAUUCCGUGCUCUCGUGUGGGACACGUAUUCAGACAAAGGCGUCCGUAUGGUUCACCUACUGGUGAGGACACAUUAACCUACAACUCUUUACGUGUGGCCCACGUAUGGAUGGAUGACUUCAAAAAAUUUUAUUUCAUUCAAAGACCGGACGCUAUUAACAAAUCUUAUGGUGAUAUCAGCGAUAGAGUUGCGUUAAGAGAGAGACUGAAUUGCAGUUCAUUUGAUUGGUAUCUGAAGAACAUAUACCCAGAGCUGAGACUUCCGUCGCCUAAAGAAGACUUGGAGGAGAGGAAGAAAGCCAUCAAAGAGAAGAUGUCAAAGAAUAUGAAAAACAAAUCAAAUGUAAUGAUUAGAAAACUGCCAAAAGUUGUGGACAAAUACUUAAUACAACUCUCGGGAAGCGAUCUGUGCGUCGAAUCUGAAUCCGAGGCCACAUAUAAGGGAUCAAAACUUUUACUACAGAAAUGCGCCCAAAUUCGUCGACAGCUAUGGUACGAAACCGUUAAACACGACUUGAGGUUAGGCCAGAAGUUGUGUUUGGAUUCCGAUGACAAUAAAUAUCCACAUUUAGCCAAAUGUCACGAAAUGGGUAGCACUCAGGACUGGAAACACUCGGCUAAGAAAAAUACUGCCAUUUAUUCGAUGGCCGCCGGUCUGUGUUUGGGCUCUCAGAGCGAGUCUGUGGGAGAGUAUGUGAUAAUGUCUUUCUGUAACUCCAAUGACAGCAAGAAAUGGAAUCUAAUCUAAAAGAUAGCAUUUAUUUACCACAAGUUCUUGGAUUUUAGUGCAUAUUUAUUUUAUAGAUAUUUUAUUUGUACCAUAUUUUGUAUAUUUAUACCGUAUUGUCUAUUAAGUAAAAUCAAGUAAAUAAAUCUCAUUUUAAAGUAGAA
Molecule: messenger RNA, 1195 nt
Organism: Oppiella nova
Lineage: Eukaryota; Metazoa; Arthropoda; Arachnida; Sarcoptiformes; Oppiidae
Source: the annotation of a GenBank genome assembly